AAAGAGGGAGAGGGGCGUGAUGAAAUUUAUGAAUGGAGAGCAGCAUCACAUCAUAACAUUCAUCCUUCAACUAAACCAAACAAUGAACAACACUCGCAAACAUCCCAUUUCUUCCGGCCACGUCCCUUCCGCCACUUCUCCCGUCAAUUUCCGCCGCUCCACCCCCAAAAUUCAUCUCUCCGCCAGGAAGCUCGCGGCGCGUUUAUGGCACUUCCGCUUCUUCCACCGUUCCUCUUCUCACAAGCUUCAAUCCUCUCCACCACCACGUGUCAAGCGCACAGAGGAAGAGGCCACACAAGGUGAUAGCAGGAAGCUUCUCAGAGACGCUAAAUUAAACGGUGCCUCUGUUGUCUCUGUUCUUCUCUCGGAGCUCCUUCGGGCUCAAACCUGCAUUAACAACCUCAAAUCAGAACGCAAAUCCUCUAAGAAAAAGCUGGAGGAGGAAAAGUUCCUCUGGAAGCGUCGGGAACUGAAGAAGAACGAAGCAGUGUUGGAGGAGUUGAAGGAUAAGUUAGCCAGGGAAAGGAGAAGUAAAGAGAGGAUGGAAUCACUUAACUCCAAAUUGGUACAUGAGCUGGCCGAAGCAAAACUAUAUGCCGAGCAAUUUAUGAUUAACUACAAGGAGGAAAGGAGAAAAAGAGAAAUAAUAGAGGAAGUGUGCAACGGAUUGGCGAUGCAAAUAGGAGAAGACAGAGCUAAGCUGGAGGGGAUUCGUGAGGAGAUGGAGGAAGAGAGGAAGAUGUUUCAUGUGGCAGAGAUGUGGAGAGAGGAGAGCAUUCAAAUGAAGCUACUCGAUGCCAAACUUGCCCUGGAAGAUAAGUAUACCCAGAUGAUCCACUUGAUUGCGCAUCUGCAAAGUUUCUUGAGGUCAAGAGGUGAUGAACUGGGUGCACCCGAAUCACCCAAUGUUGAACUUUCAUGUGAUUUCACAAAGUCAAAUCUUGUUCUCGACACUUUGAAUGAGAUCAAAGUUAAAGAGAGGGUGAUUGGAGUUGAGCCCUGCUUCCUUUCCACUCUUACCGCUCCCUCUUCCACCGUCCACAUUGUAAGUCUUGAUGAAGAUCAUCGCCUCAACAAUAAUCUUCACGAUGUUGACCAAAACGUGAAUGGAUUAGGGAGUGAAGCAGAAUGUUGUGAAAAUUCACAGGAUGGUUGUUGCAAACACUCUGACUCUUCUAUGGCGCAACAAAACUCCGAAGAUCUUACUUUUGGUGAGUGUGAAGUCAGACUUGCAACACGUUCUGUUAAGAGCCGUGGGUUCAGACAAUGGGAAUUAUUGGGACCACGAAAUUUUGCAGACUCGAUGAAUCCACACAUCACUCGUGGGAUGAAAGGGUGCAUAGAAUGGCCACGAGGCAUGCCCAAAAUCAAUUCCAAGAUAAUUCCUGUGGAAGAAAGAGUGCGAAAAGAGAAAUCUCAGUUGCACUUAAGACCUUGUUUGAAAGAGAAUAAGUAUACAAACAGAUUUGAGUAAAACUCCAUUAAUUUAAUUUUGUCUAAGGUGGUUUGUGGAACAAAUUUGCAGAAGAAACACCACCUCAUCACAGAUUUUAGCUUAUAUUAGUAGAGAAUACCGUUGUUUUAUUAAUGAAUUAUGAGUGUGCUGAUUCUGUUGUAGAGAGCAAACCAUAUUGAUAGAAAGAAGUAUUACUAUUCCUUGAAAUCAUGUUAUGCAGACUUUGUAGUGAUCUGAGAAUUUGUUGAA
Molecule: messenger RNA, 1705 nt
Organism: Vigna umbellata (rice bean)
Lineage: Eukaryota; Viridiplantae; Streptophyta; Magnoliopsida; Fabales; Fabaceae
Source: RefSeq, a predicted model, not a curated record